This is a messenger RNA of Cottoperca gobio, 1229 nucleotides long. Its product is annotated as transcription elongation factor 1 homolog. The transcript has 4 exons. The record is from RefSeq and is a predicted model, not a curated record. Gene Ontology annotation, molecular function: RNA polymerase II complex binding. The coding region runs from base 175 to 426 and encodes 83 amino acids. NCBI's taxonomy places the organism in Eukaryota, Metazoa, Chordata, Actinopteri, Perciformes, Bovichtidae. Gene Ontology annotation, biological process: transcription elongation by RNA polymerase II. Gene Ontology annotation, cellular component: transcription elongation factor complex.
AGUGCCAAUCAACUUGACUGACAUGUCAAAGAGCCAAUCACUGGCCGUGAAGCACUCGCUCUCCUCCAAUCACAAAACGCGAACAGUUGCCAGUGCCGGGUCUCAUUGAAGCCUUUUCCUCUUUACCGCAACGUGUAUUUUCUACAAGCAAAGACUUAAUUCAGUUUAUAUGAAAUGGGUCGCCGCAAGUCCAAAAGAAAGCCCCCUCCUAAGAAGAAGCUGACAGGAGAUCUGGACUCUCAGUUCACCUGUCCGUUCUGCAACCACGAGAAGUCAUGUGAUGUCAAAAUGGAGAGAAGCAGAAAUACUGGGAUAAUAUCUUGCACAGUCUGCUUGGAGGAGUUCCAGACCCCUAUUACCUAUCUGUCGGAGCCAGUUGACGUGUACAGUGAUUGGAUAGAUGCCUGUGAAUCAGCCAAUCAGUAGCCCUCGUGGAGCAGGAUGUGUUUCAGAAACGGGAACAGGAUGUGGCUGAUGGUCCUGGGCCCUUUUAGGAUCAAGCUGGUCAAAGGACAUUUAUGAAACUUUUGUUGUUCAAAGGUUUCCAUAUGGUUACUUGAAAUUCACAGUUGUGUAAACUGCAGUUUCACUUAUGUGAACACAAAGCGUCCUUGAAGCGUUCCUGUUGGCUUCUGACUUCUCUUUCUGUAUAAGCCCACAACUCCAGUUUAGACUCUUGAGAUUCAUUAGGCAAUUUGUUAUUUGCGAUGUAACCUGAUUUUUCUUCAAACAUUGAGCGGGACUUUUUCAAUAUUUGUUUCUUAAAAAAAAAAGGAAAAAAAAGUAUUGGUUAAAAAAAAAUCCAAUCAUUAAAAAAACGUGUCGUGCUUUCUAUUUAGUUUUUAACCGGUAGAUAUUGUUAGGUGCAGUAAAUCACAUUUUUACAAGAGGCCUGUAGUGUCAGAGAAUGGGCCAGCAUCUUGGCAUUUUAAUGUGAAAUCAAUAGAAGUAAAAUUGUUUAGCAUUACAAUAAAGAGACUAAGUGGAGAGGUAAUGCCAGACUGCAAAGUUUAGGCGUGAUUGUCUUCUUUUGUUGAAUGUUAACACAGUUCAGGCAUGAUGCUACGGGUCGUGUCACAACAGGUCAUUCCACUGGAGAGAGGAAUGGAAAUGUGUAAGAUUUAUGUCAAGAUGCUAAUUUUAAAGGUUUUGAAUCAGUUGAUUGUAUGUUUUUGGCUUACAUGUUAAAUAAAUAAAUUCAUUACAAAUGAUCUUUGUUAUGAAGCGCA